Molecule: messenger RNA, 1448 nt
Organism: Punctularia strigosozonata HHB-11173 SS5
Lineage: Eukaryota; Fungi; Basidiomycota; Agaricomycetes; Corticiales; Punctulariaceae
Product: quinone oxidoreductase
Exons: 13
Coding region: 90-1112 (340 amino acids)
Molecular function (GO): oxidoreductase activity
Source: RefSeq, a predicted model, not a curated record
GUCCUGACCGCCCAGAACAAGCUCUUCUCUUUCGUUUCAUCGCGUAUUCGUACCUUACACCCACAAACCGAACGUGUACAAGUCCAACCAUGGCUCAGAAUCAGAUGCGCGCGGUGUUGGUCAGAGAUGGCAAAGGACCGAUUGAGAACCUCUACCUCGGCGAUGCCCCAAAACCUUCUCCGGGACCAGACCAGGUACUCGUGAAGAUUCGUGCCUUCGGACUCAACCGAAUGGACAUCAGCCAGCGGGAGGGCAAGUACCCCGUUCCCCCGGGAGCAUCGGAGAUCCUUGGGGUCGAGUUUGCUGGAACGGUGGCUGCGGUGGGUUCGGACGUUGACGCCUGGGCCGUAGAUGACGAAGUGUACGGCCUAGCAUCGGGGGGUGCCUACGCUGAAUACAUCGUCUUGCCCGCGACACACGUGCUGAAGAAACCGGCGCACCUGAACUGGGUCGAAGCUGCCUCCCUACCGGAAAACUUCCUGACAGCGUUCCAGGCUCUGAUCCUCAUUGGGGGUCUGCAGAAGGGCGAACACGUCCUAAUCCAUGCUGGCGCGUCCGGCGUCGGGGUAGCCGCCGCCCAACUCGCCAGGCUCUACGGCGCGAAGACGAUCACCGCCACCGCUUCGACGUCCGAGAAGCUUUCGUGGUUGCUUUCCUUGCCCGCCGGGCCGACGCACGCCGUCAACUACAAGACGCAGGACUUUGCGGAAGAAGUGAAGAAGGUCACGGACGGGCACGGCGCCGACGUCGUCAUCGAUUUCGUGGGCCAGAGCCAUUGGGCGCGGAACAUCGACGCGCUGGCAGUCGACGGGCGCAUGACGAUGUUGGCGCUCAUGAGCGGCGCCGAAGUUCCCAAAGCAAACCUCAUGCCAAUCUUGUACAAGCGUCUGCGGAUCCAGGGCUCGACCCUCCGCGCACGCUCUGUGGAGUACCAAGCUGAGCUUAUCCGCCGUUUCCAAACCGAAGUCUCCGACAAGAUCACGGGCGAGAAGGGCGAUGGGCAAAUCCGGACGUACAUCUACCACGUGUAUGGUUGGCAUGAUAUUCAGAAGGCGCAUGCGUGCAUGCAGGGAAACUCGAACAGCGGCAAGAUCAUCUGCGAAGUAGUAUGAGAGGUUCCGCGGUCUCGUAGGGGAUUGUGUGGGUUCGGAAUACAAUAAGAGUAUCCGUCGUAUGACCUCGAAAUUUUGCAGAUUGAGGCACAUGCCAUGCCUCCCUUCUUCUCCACAUCGCAUGUAGCUUGAUCAGGAGACCGUGCAAAGAAAUGUAUACGGAUUUUGACACCUUCGGUUGCUGAGACAGGGUGCGGGAGCGCUUUGGAGCCAUGAUGGCGAAGCCCGUGCGCUUUGGACAGCUCGUGCCGCGGAGCCCGUACCAUUGGUUCCGCGACGAAGCCACCAGGGAUCGGAUCCUCACCGGUGUCCAAGCCACGGACCGUGCCUUGCGUG